This is a messenger RNA of Trematosphaeria pertusa, 2482 nucleotides long. RefSeq names its product carnitine O-acetyltransferas-like protein. Gene Ontology annotation, cellular component: mitochondrion; peroxisome. Gene Ontology annotation, biological process: carnitine metabolic process. The transcript is spliced from 4 exons. Gene Ontology annotation, molecular function: carnitine O-acetyltransferase activity. Lineage: Eukaryota; Fungi; Ascomycota; Dothideomycetes; Pleosporales; Trematosphaeriaceae. The record is from RefSeq and is a predicted model, not a curated record. The coding region runs from base 387 to 2222 and encodes 611 amino acids.
AUCUCCUAAUUGACACGUCUUGGUAUCUGCCCAGCGUCUGCAGGCGUAUAAAGGCUUUGUCUACGGCGCGCGUGUGGCAUCGGACAAGCGGCACCGUCUCUCUUUGCAGAUCACGCAGUCCUCUUGAGCAAUCCCGACGUCUGCCGAGGUAGAUCGCAGCCCGCGGCCAGAGCUCCCAGCAAGCGGCCCGCAGUAGUCGACAUAACCCAGCACGCGCGCCGGCCGAGCAGCGUCUGCUGGAGCGAUAAAAUAUUAUCUCUGCCCUGCCUCUGCUGCUGAUACCGGACACAUCCUCUCAGAUGUUCAAUGCAGUAGCGCGAGCGAGAGCACCUGCCUCCCUCCUCCGCCGCCCACUCCUCGCCCAGCAGGUCCCCAAGAUAGCCGCAAUGGCUCCAGCCCAGUCGCGGCGGCAGCAAUCGUCGCUGCCCGCAGGCUACAAGGAAGACCACAGCAAGGGCGCCAUGCUGCGCUUCGAAGACUCGCUCCCGCGGCUGCCCGUCCCGACCCUCGAGGAAACCGCCAAGAGGUACCUCAAAUCCGUUCAUCCGCUGCUCUCCAAGACCGAAUAUGAGGCAACUACAAAGGCUGUCAAUGACUUCGUUGCGCCUGGUGGGCCCGGCGAGGUGCUCCAGAAGCGCUUGGUCGAGCGGAGAGAGCGCCCAGAAAUCAAGAACUGGAUUGCUGAGUGGUGGAAUGAAGCUGCGUACAUGAGCUACCGUGAUCCAGUCGUUCCAUACGUCAGCUACUUCUAUUCGCACCGUGAUGAUAGGAAACGGAGAAAUCCGGUCAAGCGCGCUGCCGCCAUGACCACCGCCGUGCUGGAGUUCAAGAAGAUGGUCGAUAACGGCACGCUGGAGCCCGAGUACAUGAAGAAGCUGCCCAUGGCCAUGAGCUCCUACGAGUGGAUGUUCAACUGCUGCCGUGUGCCCAAGAAGCCCUCCGAUACCAGCGUCAAGUACCCGUUCAAGAGCAACCAGCACAUCGUGGCUGUCAGGAAGAACCAGUUCUGGAAGAUUCCCCACGAGAUCAACGGCAAGCAGCUCAACACCAGCGAGCUCGAGCUCCAGUUCAAACGAAUCUACGAGAAGGCCGAGAAGUCAGCCCCAGUCGGAAUCCUCACCUCCCAGAACCGCGACGCUUGGGCAGACGUCUACCCCCGCCUAAAGGCCGCCUCAGACCUCAACGCCGCUUCCGUCGAAGCCAUCGAAUCCGCCUCCUUCGUCGUCUGCCUCGACGAUGCCUCCCCGGUCACCCUUGAAGAGCGCGCACACCAAUACUGGCACGGCGAUGGCUCAAACCGCUGGUUUGAUAAGCCCCUACAGUUCAUCAUCAAUGACAAUGGCACCUCGGGCUUCGUGGGCGAGCACUCCAUGAUGGACGGCACGCCCACGCAUCGCCUCAACGACCACGCCAACAUGCUUAUCUUCAGCAACGCGCUGCCCUUCGACGACCCGAGCAUUCGCUCUGACCUGCCCAACCCCACCCCCCUCCGCUUCAACAUCACCGCCGAACUGCAAAAGGACCUCGAUGCCGCACAAGCACACUUCACCCGCCAAAUCGGCGCCCACGAGCUACGCGUUCAGGCGUACCAGGGCUACGGCAAGGGCCUCAUCAAGAAAUUCAAGUGCAGCCCCGACGCCUACGUCCAAAUGCUCAUCCAGCUCGCUUACCACAAAUUCUACGGCAAGAACCGCCCCACCUACGAAUCCGCCGCGACACGCCGCUUCCAAGAAGGCCGCACCGAAACCUGCCGCAGUGUCUCUGAUGAAUCCGUCGCCUUCUGCACCGCCAUGGCCGACCCACACUGCUCCCCCGAGCACGCGCAGAAGCUGUUCCGCGACGCCGUCAACGCACACGUCAAAUACAUUACGGACGCGAGCGACGGCCGGGGCGUGGACCGCCACCUCUUCGGGCUGAAGAAGUGCCUCAAGGAGGGCGAGGAGGUGCCCGCGCUGUACAAGGACCCCGCGUACACGUACAGCAGCACGUGGUUUAUCAGCAGCAGCCAGCUGAGCUCCGAGUACUUCAACGGGUAUGGCUGGAGCCAGGUGGUGGACGAUGGCUGGGGCAUUGCGUACAUGAUUAACGAGAACUCGAUCCAAUUCAACGUGUGCUCCAAGGGGCUGGGCUCGGACAAGAUGAGCUUCUACCUCAAUGAAGCCGCCGGCGAUAUCAGAGACCUGAUGCUGCCUACGCUUGAGCCGCCGAAGGCGAAGUUGUAAGGUGGACCUUGCAGGGCUUCACACUCUCUUGUGCUUGUGUUGUUUGUAUGUGUAUGUGUGCGGGAAACGAUAGGAUAGACCAGCCGAGCGCAUCGGAGACAGCUAUGCAUUUUCCGCAUACCAAAUUUUUGGGGGGGGUUUUUUUUUGCUGCUGCGUUUCCCUGUACCAUGCAUGCUGUUGGAGGUUGAGUGCUAGAACUGCAUACUGUACGCGCUUGAUGGCUCGCCGUAGGCCAAUCUAGAUUGUCAAAAAGCAAUUA